CAGAUGUAUUUAUUAAAGGUGGAAUAGCACGUGUUCGUGUUUAUUUAUACGUGUAAUCUAUUGGUUGUAAUGCUGGUCACCUUGUCAGGUGACAUUUAAAUAUUCAUAGCACGGGUUUUAACUGACCGCUGUUAGCGCGGAAAGACUUAUAGCCAUUCGAAGGCUCUUUUAAGUGCAGAUAACGUCUUUUUUACUCUCUCUAUGACACGUAAUAUGGGCGAUUCGGGUGACGAGCUGACUUUAGAUACUGAUAGAUUGACAAAAGAAAACACAGGAGGGAAUUCUACACUGGAAGUCUCAGAUAUUGUCAAAUUAUUUACGGGAGUUAUACAGUCCCAAUUUAAAACUUUUUCGGGACAAUUAAAAGCCGAGCAGUCAGAGUCGAUUUCAAAGAAGCUAAAAAAAAAAAAUUCUCUGCACAAGAUUAAGUCCGAAGGUAACCGAAUUCAAUUUGAGUUUAAUGCUGAGUUACUAGAGGGCUUAGAGAAAUUAGAGUCGAGAGCCUUUGAUUUGAAAGAUUCGGAGUCAUUGAGCAUUAUUUCCGACCUAAGUAAAAAACUGAAAACUCGUCAGAAGCAUAUACGCAUAGCAGACUCGUCUCCUGCAGGGUGGAAAACCGUCAACGAAUAUCAGUGUAACGAAAUCGCAGACAACUCUGAUGAUGAAAAGAAGAUCCGCAGUGCAGAAAACAGGGCCCUCAGACACCAAAAGCAGAACAAGAGAUUUCAGCCUUAUGGGACGCAAAAAACACCAGCAGCAGCGGGAUCUCCAGCUCAAUUGGCUUUUCCUGGGGCUUCUAAUACUUUUCAACCCUUUCCUGCGUUUCAACAGCAGCAACAACAGCCAUUUCUCUACGGCCAGGGCAGAAACAAGCAGUCAAGAAGACAGCCUAUGCCGUACGACGUUUGUUUCAACUGUUUCGCAACAGGGCACUGGAAGUCCAACUGCCCAAAGAGAAAGGCCACUCAAAGUCAAUGAUAAGUAUACAGGUUGUUUGACUUGUGUUGUUGAAAAGAGUAAAACGGAAUGCGGUAUAAAACAUAGUCUAAAAAGGCAUUACAGUAAAUGGGAGGAAAUAGGGGCUUUUCAAUAUAUUUUGAAAAUAGUACAUUCUGGUUAUGAAAUUCCUUUUGUCUCCAUACCACCGUCUAUGAAUUUUAGAAAUAAUAAAUCUGCACAAAUUAACGCUGAUUUUGUCACAUCAGAAAUAUCUCAGUUAAUUAAGGCGGGUUGUGUCGUAGAAGUUACAAACAAACCAUAUAUUGUAAGUCCUCUCAGCGUAGCAGAAAACAGGUCGAAAAAGAGAUUGAUACUAGAUUUGAGUAGACUGAAUAAUUAUGUGAGAUAUGAAAAAAUAAAGUUCGAAGAUUGGAAAACAGCCAUCGAUUAUUUUGAAAAAGAUUGUUAUUGCUUAAAAUUUGAUCUUAAAUCCGGUUACCAUCAUAUAGAUAUAUCUGAUAGUUUCCAAACAUAUCUCGGGUUCUCAUGGAAUGACAAGUUUUAUUGUUAUACCGUGCUUCCGUUUGGUUUGUCAUCCGCUCCAUUUAUUUUUACGAAAUGUCUAAGACCUAUUGUUAAAUUCUGGAGAAAAAGGGGAAUUAAAAUAGUUCUUUACCUAGAUGACGGUUUCGUAUUCGCAUCAUCUAAACAUGAAUGUUUGUCAGUUUCUGAAUUCAUCAAAAGUAGUUUAUCAGAAUUUGGGCUACUUAUCAAUAUUGAAAAAUCAGUAUUUUAUCCAACUCAGAAUUUAGAAUGGUUAGGAAUUUUGUGGGAUUCAAAGUCUUUUUCUAUUUUAGUGCCCAAAAGACGUCUUGACGACACAGUUGCUUCUUUACAGCAAUUGAUGAAGUGUUUUCCUAAAGUGACGGCGAGACAAUUGGCGAGAGUUGUGGGAAAAAUAAUGUCAAUGUCACCAGUUAUGGAUAUAUUUAAAACGGGAAGGUGGUCCGAUAGUGUAAGGAUUGAAGAUCAGCGAUUACAACAGCUACGGGACCUUUUACCAACUUUCUGUCUUAAAUCAAGAGCAGGCAAUACAUCGAGUCAAUACAGAUUACAAAUCAUCAAACAAAAUUCAACUAGCUACACAUUCUAUAAGUUGGGCCCAUCAGUUAGCAGGACUAAAAGAUCCAUGUGAAUCUGCGUUAGUGAAGUUAACAAAGGAGGGUGCGAUAAGAGAGACUUCCAAGCCUGUUGUGAAGAAAGAACCAAUUACACCAGAUCAUUUGAAAUUAUUGGCUAGGAGAUACAAAUCGAACAAUUUGUAUAAAAUGCGCACUUUAUGUACGUGUUUGUUAGGUUUUGCAGGGUUCCUAAGAUUUUCUGAGCUGGCAAAUAUUAAACUUAGUGAUUUGUCAUUUGAUAAUGUUUGCAUGAGAAUAAACAUUGUCAAAAGUAAGACGGAUGUUUAUAAAGAAGGGCAUGAGUUGUGUAUUGCUAGAACUCAUGGUGAUACUUGUCCUGUUCAUACUUUAGAAGAAUACAUUAAAUUGUUGGAUGUUGAAGUUAGUUCCUCAGAAUAUUUAUUCAGAUCUUUGACAUUUUGUAAAAAUACUAAUACAUAUAAGAUUAGGAGAGAUAAUCGCCCUCUGUCUUAUACGAGGGCACGAGAAAUCGUUUUGGAUCCUUUUGGAGAAAUAGGGUUAGAUAAGAGCAAGUUUGGUCUUCAUAGCCUACGGUCGGGCGGGGUAACAUCAGCUGCAGCAGCUGGUAUUAGUGACAGAUUGUUUAAAAAGCAUGGGCGGUGGCGGUCAGAGAAAGCUAAGGAUGGCUAUGUGAGAGAAAACAUUAAUGAUAAACUAUCAGUUACCAAAAAUUUAGGUAUUUAAAGUUUCAUAUUCAAAUUAUUUUCUAUAUCGCUCUUCUUUGUCUUUCGAAAUAAUUAAACUGCACUAUCAGAGCGCUUCACAUCCUAUUAUACGUGUUUGUGUUUAUUUUAUAAAUUAUUUAUGUUCGUUUGAGUGGAAUGAAUAAGAACAUAAAUGUAUUUAUUAAAGGUGGAAUAACACGUGUUCGUGUUUAUUUAUACGUGUAAUCUAUUGGUUGUAAUGCUGGUCACCUUGUCAGGUGACAUUUAAAUAUUCAUAGCACGGGUUUUAACUGACCGCUGUUAGCGCGGAAAGACUUAUAGCCAUUCGAAGGCUCUUUUAAGUGCAGAUAACUGAAUACCCACCCACCCGCCCUUGCUUUACAUGUUUUUUUAGAUUGUUACUUAAAGUUUGUUUUGUUUUGUAGAUAGGAAGAUAAAGAAGAUAUGAAUAUUGUAUAUAGUUGAAAUAAUUAAACUGCACUAUCAGAGCGCUUCACAUCCUAU
This is a messenger RNA of Ostrea edulis (European flat oyster), 3310 nucleotides long. RefSeq lists its product as uncharacterized. Lineage: Eukaryota; Metazoa; Mollusca; Bivalvia; Ostreida; Ostreidae. The coding region runs from base 659 to 2134 and encodes 491 amino acids. The transcript has 3 exons. The record is from RefSeq and is a predicted model, not a curated record.